UUCCAACCCCGCCAAAACUUUGAUUUCGAAGGCUUGGAGCCGCGGCUGCGCGAGCCGCUCACAUGCUUCUUCAUGCAGCACCUCCACAUCCAGCAAGCGCUCGCGGACGGCGAGAAGCUGCACAAGUCGCUGCACUGCAAGCACGGCGGCGCCAUGUCCGCCACGUGGCGACUCACGACGUCGACGGCGCCGUGUGCGUGCCGUAUCUGCACCAUGGCCCCUGUCGCGUAA
Molecule: messenger RNA, 231 nt
Organism: Saprolegnia parasitica CBS 223.65
Lineage: Eukaryota; Oomycota; Saprolegniomycetes; Saprolegniales; Saprolegniaceae
Exons: 1
Source: RefSeq, a predicted model, not a curated record